Malus domestica (apple) is the source of this 2048-nucleotide messenger RNA. RefSeq names its product probable alpha-amylase 2. Gene Ontology annotation, biological process: carbohydrate metabolic process. Gene Ontology annotation, molecular function: calcium ion binding; alpha-amylase activity. The record is from RefSeq and is a predicted model, not a curated record. Lineage: Eukaryota; Viridiplantae; Streptophyta; Magnoliopsida; Rosales; Rosaceae.
AACAUCCGAUCCCGCCAUUCACAACGCACCUUCCCUCCAUUUCCAUCUCUCUGGUUUUCCACCUUUCCAAAUUCCAACUCCCUUCUGCCAUCGCCUUUCGAUAUCGAAUCCUUUUUCUUCCUUUUACAGCAGAAUAUCUAUAUUCUCUCGUCACCUUUUCAACUUCAACUUGUAUCGUGCUUCCGCGUGAUUCGAAUUCGGUGGUCUCCCUCGAAUUUUCAGCUUUUUCUGUCCUAUUUAUGCUGCCCAACGGCGCAACCCCAAACCCACAACCGCAAUCGCAUUCGCAGCCAGCCAUAGAGCCUUCGAUGAACGUUUAUCAUCACCAAGAUUUCAUUGUCUUCUCCUCCAUUUUGUGUCAUAUUGCCAGUGUUUUGGUGCACCCAUGUCGUUCAUCCAUGUAGGAUAACUGCCCGUGCCUUACCUGCAAUCCGGGGCCGAGUUGGGAAACUACAUCCUGAGUCAAAUGGGUUACGGAAGUAAUGAUUCACGAGAAAACGCGCAGCAGACUGAUAUUGGUGCAGCGGUGCGCAAUGGAAGAGAAAUCCUUUUGCAGGCCUUCAAUUGGGAGUCUCAUAAACAUGAUUGGUGGAGAAAUUUAGAAACUAAAGUUCCGGAUAUAGGAAGAUCUGGUUUUACGUCAGCAUGGUUGCCGCCUGCAACUCAUUCCUUUGCACCGGAAGGUUACCUUCCGCAGGACAUAUAUUCUCUCAAUUCUAAAUAUGGAUCUGAGAACUUAUUAAAAUCUUUACUUCAUAAAAUGAAGCAACAUAAAGUUAGAGCAAUGGCUGACAUAGUUAUCAAUCAUCGUGUUGGGACUACUAGAGGGCAUGGUGGAAAGUACAACCGCUAUGAUGGAAUUUCGUUGUCAUGGGAUGAACGUGCUGUCACAUCUUGUACCGGUGGACUGGGUAAUCCAAGCACUGGGGACAAUUUCCAUGGGGUUCCGAAUAUUGAUCAUAGCCAACUUUUUGUUCGAAAAGAUAUUACAGGAUGGAUGCAGUGGCUACGUAAUAAUGUUGGUUUUCAGGAUUUCCGAUUUGAUUUUGCAAGGGGUUAUUCGGCAAAAUAUGUGAAAGAAUACAUUGAAGGAGCAAAACCAAUUUUUUCUGUUGGGGAGUAUUGGGAUUCUUGCAACUACAACGGUCAUGGCCUGGAUUACAACCAAGAUAGCCACAGACAGCGGAUAGUAAAUUGGAUCAAUGGCACAGGACAGCUAUCAACUGCGUUUGACUUUACAACCAAGGGAAUUCUUCAGGAAGCGGUUAAAGGACAAUUGUGGCGCCUGCGUGACCCCCAAGGGAAGCCACCAGGUGUAGUUGGAUGGUGGCCUUCUCGAUCUGUCACCUUCCUAGAUAACCAUGAUACAGGCUCAACCCAGGCUCAUUGGCCCUUCCCUACAAAUCAUAUUAUGGAGGGUUACACAUACAUACUCACACACCCAGGAAUACCAACAGUUUUCUACGAUCAUUUCUACGAUUGGGGUGAUUCCAUUCAUGAUCAGAUUGUGAAACUGAUUGACAUCAGGAAGCGUCAAGACAUUCACAGCCGAUCAUCUAUAACGAUCCUAGAGGCCCAACCGAAUCUCUACUCUGCUAUGAUAGGGGAGAAAGUGUGCAUGAAAAUUGGGGAUGGUUCAUGGUGCCCGGCCGGUAGGGAGUGGACACUGGCAACCUGUGGUCAUAGAUAUGCUGUUUGGAACAAGUAGCUUAGAAAUAUUAUAGAUAUAGCUUUUAUAUAUUUAUGCCCACGCACUAUGGUUGUUAAUAUGUAUUUAUAUCAAUAAGACUUACACCAAAUAGGAUGAUAAUCGACGUCUCAUCCUCCACCCCAUAUGCAUUGAUAAAGGAGGACCUACAUGAAACGGAGACACUAAAAGGACGAGCUGACGUUUGUAUUGUACGGAAGGUUUUUGCACUAGGAAUCGUUGUAGUAACUUACAAGUAUGGAACUGAGACUUCAUGUUGUAUCAUUAGACCAUUUCUAGUGCCCUAAAAUAAUGUGUUGCUUUAUUGAGUAAUGUCAUAUUGAGUGGUCCUUUAUGCAAA